Messenger RNA from Phytophthora sojae, 1038 nucleotides. RefSeq lists its product as hypothetical. The coding region runs from base 1 to 1038 and encodes 345 amino acids. The record is from RefSeq and is a predicted model, not a curated record. NCBI's taxonomy places the organism in Eukaryota, Oomycota, Peronosporomycetes, Peronosporales, Peronosporaceae. The transcript has 2 exons.
AUGAGCGUCCGCCGACCCAACCCGAAGCAGAUGCGCGGGCCGGCGCCGUACGACGCCUUGCCUCCGCCCAACCUCAAGCUCAUGAACAACAGCGAGCGGGGCAAGUACUACCGACGACGACGCAAACUCUAUGGCGCCGAUCUCGAGCGCCGCGUGGCCGAGCUGCGCGAAGAGAUCGCGGCCCUCACGGUCUCUCGCCAGGUGCAGCAGGAGCUGGCGCUCUCGCAGCGCCGCACGCCGCUGGGCGCUGCAGCGCAAGUCGUGAGCGAGUACUGCUCGCUGUUCAGCCGCGGCGCGCCCGUGCGACUCGCCGUGGACGAGCAGGACGCGUCCGCGUCGCUCGUGGCGCAGUCCACCAACGCGCAGAGAGGCUUCCUCAACGCCGUCAUGAACGACAACGUGCGCUUCGGCGAGUUCCUGGGCGUGGAGCUGCUGCUGGACCAGUGGGAGCGCUACUCGCUGUAUCACGCCGCCAUCGAGUGGACCAUGACGUCGCUCAGCAUAGUGCAGCUGGCCGAGCCCCGCAUUGCGAGCGAGGGCAACCAGCACGAGGAGGGGCCGCUCGUGGUGUCCAUCACGGCCGACCUGCGCGUGCGCUUCUCGCGCCGCACCAUUGAGGAGGUGUUCCCGCACCUGGUGGGGGACGAGGCUCUGACGCAGUCGCUCAUCGGCCUCGAGGUCACGUACCCGUGCGUGAACCACUUCCACUUCAACGAGCGCGGCAAGAUCGAGUGGUACGCGCCCGAGGUGGACUUCGUAGGCGCGCUGAUGAGGGCGCUCAAGAUUCCGGCGCUAGUGGCGCGCGUCAUGGGCCUCGCGCUGAUCGCCAAGGACCACAUGAUCGGCGACGAGAGCGACGGCCGCCAGCUUGCCGUGACACCAGACCACGACCACGAUAGGCCAAGGAGCAAGCGAGCACGAGAAGAGGGUGGCGUCGCAGUGGUGAGCGACGAGCCCUCGCCGGAGUCCUCGCCGAACCGACCGAAUCGGCUGGCGCUGGACUACAUCCUUGGACGACUGAGCGUUGAUUGCCAAUAG